UCCAACGUGUCCCAGAAGAGGGGAAGUGACCGCAAGUUGGCUGGCUUGCAGGAUCCAGCUCUGGGAAGCUGAGAUUGUCUACCAGACGCUGCCUCGGAGGACUACAAUGGAAGAGGAAGGAGUAAGCAACUUCAAGGAACUUCGAGCCAAAUUUCAAAAGUUUGAUGCCCCACCUCUUCCAGGACCUAUUAAGUUGCCAGCUGGUGUUUCUCGAAAGGAGGACAGGGGACAAACACAGCCAACUCAGAGUCUGGCUAGCAGGAAGCGUAUCUCAUCCCCCCACCAUCAGCCCCUAUCUUAUUCUUCUGCCGAAGUGUCCCAGCCUCUUAAAAGCCAGAAAACAAAGUCGAUCCAGAGAGGUGAUAUUCAGAAGAAUUCAAGUUCCUCGGGACCUCCGGAAAAAUCUGUUGUGUGUCCUGCAAGAAAUUCCCAGAAAUCUGCCAUGCCAUUGGAUGUGAGUAAAUCAAGAGCCGAGACAUCCAGCGAGGGCAAAGGAAUGGGCAUCAGCAGCUUCAGAUAUAAGCUUUGGAACUGGGAGCAAUUUUCAUCUCAGAAGACUGAGUUGUCCCCAGCUCCUCCCCUCACGAACUGUGGGAAUAAGACCUUCCAUCUGGAAGGGCAGAAAACCACAGCGCUUGCUCAUAGAAAACCCGAAAAGGGCACGGAGGCAACAGGAGUCCAGACCCUUCCUCCUCAGAGCUGUAUGAUGGUCCAGAGAAAAUCACCCGUGGCCUCUGAACCCUCCCCUUUGCCACUUCCUCAACACGGCAGGAAAAGCACAGAAAGCCCUGGAGCUGAGGGGAGCCCCAGGAACAGCCUGUGCCAGCCUGUUUAUGAAUGUGAGCUUACCAGCCCGGUUCCAGAAAAGACAGAGACCAGGCUUCACCAGCUUCCUAAAACAAAGCCACUGCCUUCCAUUGAGACCCUCGGCCCGCCUCCCCUGAAGCCUACAAAACCCCCGUUUGUGAACCUGCAGGCCUUCCACAGGACAACUGCUGUCUCCAAGACCCUGAAAGAAGUGACUGCGAAGGAGGGCCCCCUGCUUCCAGAUAGGACCGAGUUGGAAGAACCACAUAAUUAUGACACAACAAUUUUGUAUCUGAGUCAAUCUAGCAACUCCAUUAACCCGUGCCCGUGUGCUGUGGGAGAAACUAGUGAUGCCACUUACGAAGUUGAAAUUGAAGAAUUUCAAAAGCCUUGGAGGAGUUUUCUCCAUCCAGAACCGAACCCUAGACCUCAAGACAAAGAAAACAGAAUGAAGGAAAAGGAACCAUCUGAAUUCAAACCUUCAGAGCCAAAGGAUUCACAUCCUAACCAUCCUUCUAAGGUAGGUGCAUUUGAAGGGACACCAGGAAAGGUCCAGAUGGCUGGAGUCCAUGAGGACAGAAGGAACAUUCCGGCUGGCAACCAGGAAGCCAUGGCUGACAUCCCUCGGAACAGGCUCUUUCCCGAGGACGUGAUGCCGAUAAGGCACUCCCAAGACAAGGGUGGGUAUGUGGAGGCUUUGGAGGUGACCAAAGAAACCCCAAGUCCAAGCACCAUUAGAUCAAAUUCCUCUUCAGAGAAGAUGUACGAUGAUGUGGGGUGCUCCAGAGAUCUACCAAAGUGGGACUUCUCCAGCUCAUUCACCUCGGACAGCGAAGAAAAUAGUGAAGAGAUGUAUGAAGACAUCUACAAAACAAAGAACAAUGACCAAAAGCCAGAUGUAGAUGGAAGGGCAGCGCUGAGAAGAUUGCAGCAGCUCUUCAGGAAAGAGAAGGGCGUAUUCAGGAUGAAGAAAGCCAAGUCGAGAGGAAACGUCAGCAAUGGAUUUUCUAUUUCACUGCCUGACUUAGGAAUUGGGUCUCAGGACGUCAUCAUCUACGACGACGUGGACACAAGCGAGAAAGAACCAAAAGAUGAAGAUAAGCUAAAAACUUGGAAGCCUAAGUUUUUGACAUCGAAGGGGAAUAAAGGGGAAAAGGGCAGCAAUGGAUCCAAAAGUUUUUCUCCCAGAAACUUCUUCAGAACUAAGAAGCACAACUUAGAAAAGAAUAGAAUGGAAAAAGAAGAAAAACUUUUCAGAGAAAGAUUUCAGUAUGGUAAAGAGAUUGUGGUCAUUAACAGAGCAGUAGCAUGCUCCAGUAAUUCACGAAAUGGAAUAUUUGAUCUGCCAAUAACUCCUGGAGAACAGCUGGAAGUCAUCGACACUACUGAACAAAACCUAGUGAUAUGUCGCAAUUCCAAAGGCAAAUAUGGAUAUGUGCUCAUUGAACACCUACACUUCAAGCAUCAGGGCUGACCCCAUUAGGAAGAUCUGCAUAAGGCAGGACGUGCCCAAGUC
Chionomys nivalis (European snow vole) is the source of this 2323-nucleotide messenger RNA. RefSeq names its product FYN binding protein 2 (gene Fyb2). Gene Ontology annotation, molecular function: protein binding. Gene Ontology annotation, cellular component: plasma membrane. Bases 107 to 2281 code for a protein of 724 amino acids. Lineage: Eukaryota; Metazoa; Chordata; Mammalia; Rodentia; Cricetidae. The record is from RefSeq and is a predicted model, not a curated record. The transcript has 20 exons. Gene Ontology annotation, biological process: integrin-mediated signaling pathway; T cell receptor signaling pathway; protein localization to plasma membrane.